AUGAGAAGAACGAUUUACACGGGGAGAUCCUCGACGGAGGUGGGGGUGUGUGCGGAACUAUCGGAUGCUGGAAAUUGGAUAUUUGUUUGCAUGAGAGGACGAUCUUUGGCUUCUUCUUCGUUCUCAUCGUCGGAAUCGGAGGUAUUCAGGUUGACGCAGGAGAAACGUUCCAGCGAUGCGAAGAACGCCGAUGCCACGUUGUUGCCGACCCAACAGGCUACUCCUUCGAGCUUUUCGUACGACAAGAUACUCGGAUUCUCCAUCUUCGACGAAUUUCUCCGAUCUGUGUUAUAUUGA
This is a messenger RNA of Lactuca virosa, 297 nucleotides long. The record is from the annotation of a GenBank genome assembly. NCBI's taxonomy places the organism in Eukaryota, Viridiplantae, Streptophyta, Magnoliopsida, Asterales, Asteraceae.